AUGCCCCGCGAUGGGCGCCUCCAUCUUUCCUCCCAGCACCCGUCGUGCCUCGCGGCGACCUGGCCGCCGCCGCCGCCGGUCAGCCACCGCCACCCGGGACGGCGCGCGCGCCCGCGCGCUACGGAGGGCCGAAGGGGCCGAGCCAUGAGCGCGGCGCUGGCGGUUGCCCGGCAACGGCUCCUCGGAGCGGCGCGGCGGGGCUACGAUGCUGUCCUGCGCCGUGGCAUACAGACAGGCGUCCAGAGACCGCAGGACCUUACGGAGAAGGUUGCCGCUAAGGAGACGGAGAGCCAAAGCUUGACUGACCUUAGCCCUUUAAUCCUGCAAAGGAACUCCAUGAGAUGGGAUGGAAAGACAUACGAAGAGAUCCCAAUAGCUCACAUCAAAGCUACAUACAACAACACCCACAUCCAAGUUGUCAGCUUCGACAAUAGGCCAUUUGCCCAUACAUCCUGUGGCACAGAAGGCUUCCAGAACGCCAAGAAGGGAACUGCCAUCGCAGCACAGACCGCAGGCAUAGCAGCAGCAGCGAAAGCACGUGGAAAAGGUGUAUUCCAUGUACGAGUCAUGGUGAAAGGACUGGGACCAGGACGCAAAGCUGCCAUCAAGGGUUUGACUAUGGGAGGUCUGGAGGUUAUCUCCAUCACGGACAACACCCCAGUGCCACACAAUGGCUGUCGUCCCCGGAAAGCCAGGCGAAUGUGAGAGAGAAACGCAAGAGAGAGAGCUGCAUUCAAUGUUAGCUGGUGCAACUUGGACCGCGUUGAGGGUUGCUCUUGUGACAGAUCCUGGAAAGCCACCUUCCAUAGAAAUGUUUGCUGAGAAAAACUUGAAGAGAGACCACCUUAGCCUGGUAGCAGAAGCAGGGAUACAUUUACUUUCUUAAUGGGAAGCUUCUUGUGUACAAAAUCUGUUGAUUAAAAUGUUGAUCUUUUGACAGCCA
Molecule: messenger RNA, 943 nt
Organism: Dromaius novaehollandiae (emu)
Lineage: Eukaryota; Metazoa; Chordata; Aves; Casuariiformes; Dromaiidae
Gene: MRPS11
Product: mitochondrial ribosomal protein S11
Exons: 6
Coding region: 1-705 (234 amino acids)
Biological process (GO): mitochondrial translation
Cellular component (GO): ribosome; mitochondrial small ribosomal subunit
Molecular function (GO): structural constituent of ribosome
Source: RefSeq, a predicted model, not a curated record